This is a messenger RNA of Pundamilia nyererei, 1135 nucleotides long. RefSeq names its product aspartate dehydrogenase domain containing (gene aspdh). Gene Ontology annotation, biological process: NAD+ biosynthetic process. Bases 131 to 967 code for a protein of 278 amino acids. The record is from RefSeq and is a predicted model, not a curated record. Gene Ontology annotation, molecular function: L-aspartate dehydrogenase [NAD(P)+] activity; NADP binding. NCBI's taxonomy places the organism in Eukaryota, Metazoa, Chordata, Actinopteri, Cichliformes, Cichlidae. The transcript has 8 exons.
ACACAGUUCUUGCAGCUCUGGGCUGGUUAUUGAAAUUCAAGGUGUGGGACAACGCUGGAGGGGGUGUAAGUUUACUGGGUAUAUAGAGUAAUAAAUGCAGUAACUGUGCAAGAAGGGGUUAAUAUCAGCUAUGGCGACCGAUUCUUCCUCUUUAAGGAUUGGAGUCGUAGGAUUUGGACAUCUAGGUCAGUACCUAGUGGAGAGGAUCAAUAAAGAUGGACCUGCCCUCGGUUUGACUCUGGGUUUUGUCUGGAACAGGAAUUCUGGCAAGCUCAGUGGUUUAGUCCCCUCUGAACUCAUACUCGGGGAUCUAUCGUCCUUUGCAGAAAGGCGAUGCGAUGUGAUUGUUGAGGUGUGCCAUCCUCAAAUAGUUAAAGAAUUUGGGCUCCAGUUUCUGUCUCAGUCUCAUUUCAUGGUGGGCUCUCCAUCUGCCCUCGCUGAUCCUGAUCUGAACCAGAAGUUGAGUCAGGCUGCUCAGAAGUAUGGCAGGACUCUCUACGUCCCCAGUGGUGCAUUAUGGGGAGGCCAGGACAUCCAGAGGCUGAAUGACAGUGGGAAAAUAAAGGCUUUGUUCAUCAGAAUGUCCAAGCAUCCCUCCUGCUUUCGGCUGACAGGAGACGUCCUCACUGACUGGACGGAGGGAGAAGGCAGGCGUGUUUUGUUCAGAGGCUCCGUUGCAGAGUUGUGCCCACUCGCUCCUAACAAUGUGAACACCAUGGCGGCAGCAGCAGUGGCAGCAGGGACACUGGGCUUCACUGGUGUCCAGGGAGAGAUUGUGUCAGAUACAGCGUUAAGAGACUACCAUGUGGUGGAAGUGGAGGUGACUGGGCCUGAUGGUUUCUCAGUACACACAGUGAGGAGGAAUCCAGCCAAACUCGGGGCUGUUACUGGCAGCGCAACUUACAGCUCUUUCUGGAAUAGUUUACUCAUUUGCAAAGGUCACGGGGGCAGAGUUUACCUGUGCUGAAACAGCCAAGCACUUUGGAGGAUUACCUACAACGGAAGAAGAGGAUUCACUGCAACAUUUCAGCUGAUCUGAAUGAUUUAUGAAGGAGAUGCUGUGUAGAUAAGAUCAGUAUGUUACAAAGAAGCAAAUCUUUGGAUAUAUUUGUUCCAAUAAACUGCACAAACACAA